Molecule: messenger RNA, 1026 nt
Organism: Penicillium lagena
Lineage: Eukaryota; Fungi; Ascomycota; Eurotiomycetes; Eurotiales; Aspergillaceae
Product: DUF614 domain protein
Exons: 2
Coding region: 1-1026 (341 amino acids)
Source: RefSeq, a predicted model, not a curated record
AUGAAUCGUCAAUUGCAGUUGAACACCCAUGUGGGUGACAGCAGACGGUACUCAUUCGCCGAGACUCCGCUCGAAAUGCACGCCUCACCGCAAGAAAGGGAUCUGAGAUCACUGCCGCCCAUGUUGGCACACUCUCACCCAGUCUCGGAACCAGCCGUACAGCCGCGGGAACAACCAGCGUCUUAUGCAUCGAGCGAGAAAGUACACCAGAUGCAGCAGGACGGGAUCAUUCCAGCAUAUUCCGACCAACCACUACAUGAACAGCAUCCUGCCCACUAUGCCCCCUAUGCCUAUCCCGAGACACCUGUUCAAGAGCAGUCCCAUACCCAGAUGCCGUAUCAUCAUACAUACAGUCAACCACCCAGCUCCCCAGGACCUUUACCCGUGAAGACCAACCCGGAUGCCGAGAAUCAAGUCUCAAGAACAGACUAUGUGAAUAUUGCGCCAGAUGCAAAUCCACUGCAGUCUCCCAAAUUGCCCUUCUUCCCUCCACCUGCCGCUGCAGGCACAUCGCAAGCACCACCAAUUGAAGAUUUGAGUUCCUUUCACCAGCCUGGACAGAUAUUACAUCCCAACCAGGAGGUUCUGGGAGGCAGCUGGAGCCAUGGAUUGUGCGAUUGCUCGAAUAUCGGAACCUGCUGCCUGGGGCUGGUCUGUCCGUGCAUAAUAUACGGCAAAACGCAACACCGUCUGUCAAAGAAAUCUCGCAAGGAAGACCCGACGAAUAUGCUGGGCUAUGAAACGUGCAACGGCUCUUGCACUGGGAUGGCCCUACUGUGUGGAUGCCAAUGGCUGAUGGCUACAAUCCAGCACACUCGAACAAGAAAAGCAUAUGGAAUCCAUGGAAACAUUGCGUCGGAUUGUCUCCGCGCAAGUUGCUGCAUCUGCUGCACACUAAUUCAAGACGAGAAGGAAUUCCAGAGGCGCGAGGAACACCGCAGUCGUGCAGCCAGGGAGAUGGGAGCUACAUUGAUGUCGCCGUACACAGCUCCAGGACCCAUGACGUACCCACCACCACCCAAAUAG